GGCCUCACUAGACCAGACUAGCCUCACAGUUAAAGAGAUCCUUCUGCUUCUGCUUUCUGAGCUCUGAGAUUGAAGGCCCACCCUACACUUGGCAAACUUAGAUACAAAGAGGUACAGAAAGCAGUCAACACUGCCCAAGGAUUGUUUCAGAGAUGGACAGAGCUCCUUCAGGGCCCGUCCGCAGCAACCAGGGAGGAAAUCGACUGGACCACCAACGAGCUGAGGAACAACCUCCGCAGCAUAGAGUGGGAUCUGGAGGACCUUGAUGAGACCAUCAGCAUAGUUGAAGCAAAUCCUAGAAAAUUCAACCUGGAUGCAACUGAGUUGAGCAUAAGAAAAGCCUUCAUCACAAGUACUCGGCAAAUUGUCAGGGACAUGAAGGAUCAGAUGUCAGCUUCAUCUGUGCAGGCAUUGACUGAAAGGAAAAACAGACAGGCACUGCUAGGAGACAGCAGCAGCCAGAACUGGAAUACUGGAGUGACGGAUCGAUAUGGGCGCCUUGAUCGAGAGCUGCAGCUAGCCAACUCCCAUUUCAUUGAGGAGCAGCAGGCACAGCAGCAGUUGAUUGUGGAACAGCAGGAUGAGCAGUUGGAGCUGGUCUCUGGCAGCAUUGGGGUGCUGAAGAACAUGUCCCAGCGCAUCGGAGGGGAGCUGGAGGAACAGGCAGUCAUGCUGGAUGAUUUCUCUCAUGAGUUGGAGAGCACUCAGUCUCGACUGGACAAUGUGAUGAAGAAACUUGCAAAAGUGUCUCACAUGACCAGUGAUCGGCGCCAGUGGUGUGCCAUAGCCAUCCUCUUCGCAGUCCUGUUGGUCGUGCUGAUCCUCUUCCUGGUGCUGUGAUGUCGGCCCUCCUCAGGCCCUUCUGCACAUGGACUCGGGAGAGGAGAAGCAAGCACUCGGCCACUUACAUUCCUCUCCCAGAAACACGCCUCUGCCCUGCUUCCUCCGUGUGACUCCGCCACUGAGACAGCCCUCUCUCCCAGCGCUGGAAGGGCAAGGUCGGAAGAGGAAAGAGGUCACCACACUUCCAGCUGGAGAGCAGAAGCUCCAGCUGCCCAUUCUUUCUGGGACAGCUAGUCACUGCUUUGCCUUACUGGACCUCACUCCUUGAGGAAGACUCAGAGUCAUCAGAAGAAAGAAGAGCCCUACUUACUCUGUUGCUCAUUCUGAUGGCCUCUGGCAGCCCCUUCCCUCUGCUCAGAUCCUUUCCCUGCUUAGAUGGGCGCUGUUGUCCCUUCAAAAGAAACCUGGCAGGAAUGGGACAUUUGGAGAGGACGUUUCCCACUGCGUUGUAUUUCUUAGCCCCCCAGGAGCUGGCUGUUGAGGAUGACAGAAGGCUCAGAAACACUUCAUGACAAAAAUGCAGUGUUUCAUUUUGCUGGGUAAGAGCUGAGAUUAAAUUGCUUUUCCAGGUGUGUUUGUGGCAGGGCUAAGCAACAGGAAACAGUGAAAUCCCUGGGGGCUUGGGAGUGCUGAGGACAAAUGGCUUUAAUGGACUGGAGUGGUUGAGAGCAACAGCACCUGUGUUGGUCCAGCUUAAUGAAGGGCUGGUGAUGUCUCCAGAAGCCAGACCUGCUGACUGACUGACUGUCCCAGGGAGUUCUCCCUCAGAGGUGCAACUGCAUUCUUAGAGUGCCCCUCCACACAACAUUGAACAGCAUAGCAGCCUUCAGUUGGGUGGAACACACCUCCUCUGGUGCCUUUAUUCCCAUGGCACUCCGAGUGAGGUGGAGGGUCAGACAUUUAUUACAUUUAUGCAGAAGCUGUCCUGACACAAACAGGCUGGUUCUGGAUCGGAUGUCCCUUACUCUGUGAGUAAUAGCUCGGGUGGUAUGAGAACUUGAUUCUUGGUUCUCUGAGGAGAUGACACUUGACUCCAUCAUGCAUUUGAAUAUCUGAGCCGUCCAGAUCUACUGACAGAUGGUCUGUUGGGCUGAAGUAGCUGAGAGCUGCUGACACUAAAUUCAGGCUUUGGGUGACUUUUAGAUGCUUCGAUGUGCUCAUAUCCAGAGGAUUUUUUAUAAUGUCCCUGAUGCAUAACCUGCUAUUAAAGUAGCUGUCAGGCCCAGAGCCGGCUCUUCACAAAGGAGGCUGCUGCUGCUCGGCUCUGUUGUUUUCUAUGCUGGGAAGAGAAGCAGCUGGACAGAGUUUGACCUUUGACCUCUCUUGCUUUGCCUUUCUGUGCAUUCCUUAGCAUGCCAACUUAAAAAAAAAAAAUCCUGGGUUGUUCAUAUUUCUUGGGAUUUUGAUUUAGGAUCCCUUAUUUGUUUUGUUUCUCAAUGAUGUGCUUGCCCAGCUAACUUUUAAAUUGCACUUUUAAAUAAAUAUUUGUAACAGUUUUUAAAAGAAGGAUAUUUUAUCUCAUUUAGGAUCACGAUAAGUAAGGAAAUCUACCUGUUGGUAAAAGCUAAAAGAAGAUUUGUAAAACCAAAAGGGUCGUCGUCGUCGGCACCACGUUUACAUUCAGCUCUGGUGUUUAAUAUAGAGAUGUUAUUUCUUUUCAGAUUAGAGAAAAAUGUGAAUAUUACAAAGGGCUUCAAUGUAGGGUCUGUGUUAUUUAUGUUUCACGGAAUUUUAAGGUUUUGAAUAGUCUUCUGUGAACUUAGGCCAUGGAUAGUCCUUAGAUUUGCAUUAAAAUAUAGAAGCCUUUUGUUAAAAGUCAAUGUGGGCCUUGUCUGAGUACUGUAACCCACACUCCACAUUACACAGCCGUGAGCGGUCAAAGAAUUAAAAUUACCCUAGUUAAAGCCAUGUUCUUCUGCUGUUAGAAGAGUGUCAGUCUGACCCCUUCAGAAAUGCCCACUACUUUAGUAAGAUCAGUUUAGGGAGGAAAUUUGUGACCCUGGGCUUAAUUGUGUUGCAUCUGUUUUUGAACUGGUAUUUUGACCUCACUGAUUUACUUGUUGAACAGUGUUGUAGACCUGAAACAGGCUGGAGCUGUGUGUGGAGUGUGUUGAGAGAAAGUCAACUUCAUUUGCAGGUGUUCCCUCCCUAGGCCACAUCUUCCUCAGCACCUGGCUUAGCCCAGGCUCAGUAGCUGGCUUAGUCCAGGCUCAGCAGCUGGCUUAGCCCAGACCCCACCUUUUGUGCCUGGGCAGCCACUGCAGAGCCAAUGCUCCUUUGCUAUUGUGGCAAAGAGAACAAGGACAUGACUUUCUUCCUUAGUGACCCAGAGAACUGAAGGGUUUCUUCCACCAUGUGUCCUAGAACAGGAAAGGGGCAGCAGGGUGCCCCCCCACACACACACACUGCUCAACGGUGUCUCUUGCAGAUCCCUGCCCCCUCCAGCCUUCUGCACUUGGUCUCCCAUCCGUAUGUUUAAAGAACUGGCAGAACAUGCUGGAUAACAGAAAGCUCAGCGUGUUUACUGAAGAACACUUUACUUAACUGCUUGGGGGUGAGAUGGAGGAUGAUCCAUUGAGAGCAUUUGGCAGAGUGCAGAUCCAACUGGAAAACCAAAUUGCCUUUAGACUUCAGCCACAUUUUGGGUCUUGUCUUUGUUUGGGCUGGGAAAUCCCAAUGCCAUGCAUGCUCUGGACAGUGAGGCAAAGGGAAUUGUCGUGUAUGCCUGAGCUCUCGCCUUGUAUUUUCUUCAGUUUCAAAAUUCAAGCUAGAGCUGAAGCAGGGAAAUUUGGUAACUUGCCCAUUAUUCUCUGCUUUUAGCCAGAGUUAAACAGACUGAUGGGUCUGCUAGCCAACAACUUGGCAACUCCCAUGCCUUCUCACCUCGUGCAAGUAAGGGCUGUGAAGAGAAAUCCAGUCCGACUCCAGCAGGAGUCUGUCUCUGUUAGUGUUGUACCUUCUGUAAGGAAAGGUGCUGCAGCCAAGGCUUUCCUGUUGGUAAUUUCUCUGCCCACAAAGUGAGACCAGAGGGGCAUUCACAGUAUCUGCACAGCCCAACCUCAAGGGAGGAAGGAGUUCACCUCUGUGGACGAGGUUCAGUUCGGCUUCACCUUAUGCCACAUAAUGAAUUUGUUAACAAAGCAGAAAAGAAGGAUCUGGAAAGCAAGUUUCCCCUCUGCCUUUCUCUCACUGCAUAGCCUUCCCACCCAAAUGUGUAGGAAUGACGGGUGUUUGUUUAUUUUUAAAAAGUGUCCAUCAAAAGUAGAGAGAAGGCAAAAUCAGAAUCCCCAAAUGUAUCAGCUCUGCAUCACUGUGCCCGCCUCCCACAGUCAGUUCCUAAAGGGAAGACUCCCCAGCAAGAGGCCUUACUAGGCCUCUGGAGACUCAGCCACAGGAUCCUCCCUGGACUUUUGAUUCCCAGAGGGCCUGGUAAGACAGCAGGUGGUCCAUCUGAAAUGUCCAGCUGCCUGUACUCAACUCCCAACCUUGAGAAACCAUGCUAACCCUGAAAAUGGUCUCACUCUUGAGAGUGCAGCAAUGGGGACUGGUGAGAUGGGAAAGGCACCUGCUGCCAAGCCAGGCGACCUGGCUUUGAUCCCCAGCUCCCACAGGUGUCCUCUGACCUCUACAUUCAUGCUGUAUUGUGGGUGCGUGCACAUGCACGGAUAAAUAAGUAUAUAAACGCACAUUUUUUAAAAGAAAAAAAAAAAGGAUGACAUUGGUCUGUUGUAUAUAAACAUGGAUGCCACUGUCACCCAUUUUACUAAAGCUUACCGGGCACUUUGCUGUCUGGUUUUAAAUCCAGAAAAGUGUGAGUUUGGAGUUUGCUCCUGGGACCUGAGCAGCAGGGCUGUGACCCAGGCCAGGAAUGAAGCUGUGAAAGAGCUGCCUCUCAUCACUGUCAGUGACUCAGUGAGACCAGAGGCAGAGCGCCACCAGGAGGUGAAUAGCCACUGCGAGCAGUGCGUAGUCAUUGGGAGCCAUAUGCUUUUAGGACAAGUCAAGACACUUGAAGCUAGCCUUGGUAUUCAACUCCUCACCAUGGUGUGCUUGCCUUGGGACAAACAGUGGAGCUCUGAGAGUUGCAUGGUGCCUGUUGGGGGGUGGGAGGGCUGCUGACUGGCUGCAUUUGCAGGUUCUCCAUAUGUUACAGCCUGUCAAGUCAGCUGUCAGGGCAGGGUGAGAAAGGAAGAAAAAAGCUCAUGUGUGUGUGUGUGUGUGUGUGUGUGUGUGUGUGUGUGUGUGUGUGCGCACACACACUCUCAUCCCUGCUGCCAGCUAACAUGUUGGUGCUAUUUUUCUUCUGACCUUAAUCCAGAAAUACUCUUCCCCUGGCUGUGCGUACUAGCUGCUCAGGCAGCGCCUGCCCCACUGCUGGGGUUUCACAUGAACAUUUCAUGGACCUGGUUUGCCAGCUGCAGCCAGAGCUUUAUGAGAAAGUGUAUUUUACAGUUUGCUUUCUUAUGGUUAUGAAUUACCUACCGGAAGGCCACUUGGUCCCCGGGGCUGUUAGAAAUAAGACCACCCAGCUUCACUGUUUGCUGACCAGAUAUCUGGGCCCUUCCCCCUUGCCUUGAUGGAAGCCCAACCCCCUGUUCCAUCUGAGCUUUCAUGAGCCCUGGGGUGGGACCAAGAUCAGGCUUUUCAUUCCACCUCAGAGGAAUGUAGAUUCAGCUGGAAUCAAUUUGUGAACAGCAAGUGCGACCCUGAAGCCGAGGUCUGUCCUGGGAGAGGCAGGUGUCUUUAUUCCCAGGGAAAGCAGGGUACCUGUACCCUGGUUGUCUGGGGUGAGAGCAGCCAGCUGCCCACUGAUGAGGUUUGGAAGUCCAUUUUUAUUUUGUUGUGCUCUUUUUGGGUUUUGCUGUUGGCAUGGCUCAGGAUUGAACCCAGGACCUUGCACAUGUAGCUCACUGAGUACCACCGUGUCACACCCCAGCUUUGGCAGUGUUUUCAGCUCCCACUGACUUUUUUCUUAAUUGGCCCAGGCUGCGGUUAGCCCACAACAUGCUAGCAGAUAUGAGGGCCAUCUAGGAAAAGGUCAAAGGAACCAUGCUGUAGAUGAGGUAGAUUUGAGUUUUUUGGAAGUAGCUUCCCUGGCUCAUUUUAAUUAGAGAUUGGUACAAUUGGUAUAAUGUAAGUGACAAAAUAGUAGGGAAUAAACCCUCAUAUAUUUUUCCAAGGAUGAAUAGCUUUACUGGGUUUUACUUUUAAAUAAUAGGAUACACACAGUGCCAUGGGAUCAGGGUCAGAACUUUACCUGGUGACUUCCAGGUCAUGCUUGGCCACAGCAUGGUCGGAGUGAGCCGAUCCCUGGGACAAGAGUUGUGUCACCUCUGCCACAGGUAGAUUUAUAUGGUGGCUCUCCCAGGUUAAGAAGCUUGUUACAGCCAGGUGGUGGUGGCACACAUCUUUAAUUCCAGCACUUGGGAGGCAGAGGCAGGUGGAUCUCUGUGAGUCCAAGGCCAUCCUGGUCUACAGAGUGAGUUCCAGGACAGGCAGAGCUAUAUAGUGAGGCCCUGUCUUGAAAAACAAAGAAGCAGCUCAUUAAAGAUGCAUUUUCUGUGGAAUCAUUAAGUCUGGAGAUGAGGCCAGCUGCUCCCCCUCCCCAACCCCAGGUUCCAGUGCAUGCCAUUCAGGACCACUGAUGCUGCAUUGUGGACCUCCAUCUACAGGGAAACAAACAUUCCUCAGUGUCAUCCCUGCUUUGAUAAUCCUUUGGUAAUCCUAAAAUUUGAUGACAUCACACACUUGAAAACAUCUAAAGCAUACUUGUGUAAGAUAAUAGCCAUCCAUAACAGUGAUGUUCUUAUUCCUUAAAGUCUAUUGCUCACAUUUCCUACUGCUGCUCUUGAAGUUGUGCUGCAGCCAUGUAAAAGAAUUCUGUUCUGUAUUAAAGCGACAUGAAGAGACAA
Messenger RNA from Cricetulus griseus (Chinese hamster), 6755 nucleotides. The record is from RefSeq and is a predicted model, not a curated record. Lineage: Eukaryota; Metazoa; Chordata; Mammalia; Rodentia; Cricetidae.